UUUCUUGCUGGGGCAGCACGACGCUGUCCCAUGCUCGCUCUCCCGUGAAGAUGGUAGGUGCCUCAUGCUGCAGGAGCAGUAUCUUUUCAACGGUCAACACCAUCAUGAGCGUUACGUGGCUGCUGGUUGUGGGUGCCGUACUGGUCUCCCAGCAGGCGUCGGCUCUUCCUACUGCGUCGGCUCUUCCUACUGCGUCGGCUCUUCCUACUGCGUCGGCUCUUCCUACUGCGUCGCCUGUUUCCGCCGCCGAUCGCUUGGCGGAGGAAAUCGCCAACCUUCAAAAGAUUUUGAAGACCGGAGCGUUGGAGUAUAGCAUUCCAGUUCUGGAUCCUCUGGACAUCAUCCAGAUCCCGAUCAACGCCAACAACAGUGUCAUCAAGGCGUCUGGCUCCCUGAACGACCUGGUCGUCGACGGCAUCUCCUCCUUCACCGUGACGAGGCUGGAGCAGACCGCUGGAGACGUCAGUGGCCGCGUGUCUCUUGCCAUUGAACUGCCUGCAGCAAACGCAACCUUGGAGUACGAUCUGCAAGGCAAUAUUCAGAUUAGUUUCCUCGACCUCCAGCUGGACGGAAAGAGUGCAGUCUCUGUGAAGCUAGAAGGACUCAAAGCGAACGCUGAUCUGGAUAUUACAAUCAACCCCGACAAUUCCAUCACCGUGGAUAACAUCUGCAACGUCGACUUUGGAUUCCACAAAGUAACAUUUCAAAUUGAUGCAAUAAACUACAUCCUGAACCACCUCGUCACCAACCUCUUCCCGAGGCUUGUCAAGUCAAACUACAACAGCAUUAUUGAGCUUAUAGAGACAGUUGGCAAGGACCACAUCAACAAGUACUUCGACAUGGUUGCCGGCAAGACAUCCGGCUGGAAGGCCGUCGCAGUGUCUGACAUGCUGCAGACCUUGACAAACAAACUUGUCGUGUCUCCAGAGGCACACCUUAUUCUCCGCCAAAUCGCUCGUCACUUGGAAGCCUGAAAAAGGGCGAAGCGCCAAGAUAUUACAAGAUACCAUCAUAAAAUAUGUUGGAAUAGAAAAUAAAGCAUGGACCACUUAAAAAUCCA
Molecule: messenger RNA, 1060 nt
Organism: Thrips palmi
Lineage: Eukaryota; Metazoa; Arthropoda; Insecta; Thysanoptera; Thripidae
Exons: 8
Coding region: 51-974 (307 amino acids)
Source: RefSeq, a predicted model, not a curated record